Messenger RNA from Lytechinus variegatus (green sea urchin), 9847 nucleotides. RefSeq names its product E3 ubiquitin-protein ligase TRIP12-like. Gene Ontology annotation, biological process: regulation of double-strand break repair; proteasome-mediated ubiquitin-dependent protein catabolic process; protein polyubiquitination. Gene Ontology annotation, molecular function: ubiquitin protein ligase activity; zinc ion binding. The transcript is spliced from 42 exons. Bases 181 to 6891 code for a protein of 2236 amino acids. NCBI's taxonomy places the organism in Eukaryota, Metazoa, Echinodermata, Echinoidea, Temnopleuroida, Toxopneustidae. The record is from RefSeq and is a predicted model, not a curated record. Gene Ontology annotation, cellular component: nuclear speck.
UCCAGAGGGCAGGCUAUUAUUUUCGAGAUUUCCGUAGACAAUCAAUCAAUGAGAUCUGGAAGUUGGAAUUGUUCUGCAGAUAUGCCUCUGUCCAUUAUUCGACUGAGUACAUAGAGCAGAUAUCAUUUGCCUGAGCUGAGGAGCCUUUGGGAAUGUCUCGUCCCAGGACCGGUGCCUAUUAUGGCCGACCAGAGCCCUAGCUGCCACCAAUUAGGGGGGUCCAAACACCGACGAUCAAAGCGAGGUGCUGCUGCUACUAUUAUUACCACGUCCACCACAAACAACGCUGUCACCUCCUCAACUGCUGGGUCUUCGGCAGCUGGUCUUGUCCAAGACUUGUCCAAACAUCAGAAGAAUCAAGUUUCCUCACGGCAGGAGACCUGCAUCAAAUCUAGCAAGAAGCAAAAUAUCACGAGUGCAAGCAAAAGGAAAGCUUCUACUGAGGGCCAAGGAGCCCCUCCGUCAAAGGUAUCAACUACCCUGUUAGAUGCAUCAAAUGCUGACGGUAGCAGUGGUGCCCAUCUUAUCAAGAACAAUAAACACAAACACGAGGUGUGCAUUCCAGUCACCACCCUCAAAAGCAAACGGCACAACCUCUUGAAGAAAUCCAAAAAGACUGUUGAGCUUUCGAAGCACAACCUGUUGCAGAGCGAGGACUCUAAUCAGAACAGCGUCAGCGGCAACGAAAGCGCGAACUCGCGGGACUCGAAGCAGCGCAGACGUGGGAGCACGUCUUCCGCUUCCUCAGCGUGGUCUUCCCUUUCUGGAGGAUCAAGUCAUUUUAGUUUAUCAGACUCGACAGGCAGCGUCUGUUUCGCUGGGAGUUCUUUAGCAAGCGCAGCCCUUCCCACAGGGGAACCAGAGGGUUCUGAACCUAGCUCCUCAAAUAAUUCAAAACGUGGCCGUGUGAAUAUAAAUAUUACAUCACGUUCCUUACGCUCAUACUCUAGGAAUCACCCUUACCAAUUCGAGGCCUUGGACUACUACGCCCCACGCCGACUAGGUCUCAGGACUACCACUACCCUUUCCACUUCCUUUACCAAGUCAGAAGAACCAAAAGUGAACAGUGUUACCUUUGGUGGAGCUCAAGCCAAAGCGAACGAUCUGACCACCACAAGUGCUAGCAAAGACAAAAGCCUUACGCCAAGUGACCAAGCAGGGCCAAAGAAGGCGAAAGUGACGGUCUCUAAAACCCCAAUACACAAAGCCCCUGUGCAAGCGGCACAAGCCAAGAGGAAAAGCAAUAAGAAACUUGCCAAGUCUGCUUCUACCAAGCAAUCUUCAUCAGGUUCCGCAUCACCGCCAAAGAGACGACAGAGUAGCAACCACAAAGCAACCAUAAAAGGGAAGGGAAAGGGCCGGUCAUCGACCGCUCGCUCCGAUUCUCUCCGUCAGAGGUCAACAGAAACCACCACGGGAACGUGUGCAAGUACAAGGAGCCGGCGCAGCUCGGGCAUGAGUAAGCGAGGGCCAGGGGGCUCUGGCCGACAGGAAGGCAGAACCGGAGGAAGGGAUGCUAACACUGACGCCAACCCAACCAAUGCUCCUACCGCAUCUGACGAAUCAGCACAGGGAGCCACCGCUGCAGGAUCCAGUACAGGGGCCUCGGCCUUAGCCGCCGGCAGCAAAGGCGACGCUGACGAGUCUGAAGUUACAAGACUACAAGCUCUCCUAGAGUCUCGAGGAGUGCCUCCCCAUCUCUUUAAUGCUCUUGGUCCUCGCAUGCACCAACUACUUCAACGCAGCAUGGGAUCUGGAACUAGCACCAAAGCUCACCAGCUAUUAUCAGGUCUGCAGGCCAUGGGGGACGAGAGCCAACAACUCCAGGCCGUGAUUGAGAUGUGUCAGCUAUUAGUCAUGGGUAACGAGGAUACCCUCGGGGGGUUCCCUGUCAAGCAGGUGGUACCCGCCCUCAUAAGCUUACUCUCCAUGGAACAUAACUUUGAUAUUAUGAACCAUGCGUGCCGUGCAUUGACGUACAUGAUGGAGGCUUUACCACGGUCAUCUUCUGUUGUCAUGGAUGCUAUACCAGUAUUCCUCGAGAAACUUCAAGUAAUCCAGUGUAUGGAUGUAGCUGAGCAGUCAUUAACUGCUCUUGAGAUGCUUUCAAGACGGCAUAGCAAAGCCAUUCUCCAAGCAGGUGGACUCUGCGCAUGCCUCCUGUACAUUGAGUUCUUCUCCAUAACAGCCCAGCGAAAUGCCUUGGCUGUAGCAGCAAACUGCUGCCAGAGCAUGGGGCCUGAUGAGUUCCAUCUUGUGGCCAACUCGUUACCCCUGCUGUCCGGGAGGCUACAGCACCAGGAUAAGAAGUCAGUGGAGAGCUGUUGCCUGUGCUUUGCCCGUCUGGUAGAUAAUUAUCAGAAUGAUGAGAAACUUCUCUUGCUUAUAGCAGAACAUGGACUGCUUACCAAUCUGCAACAACUGUUGGUCGUAACACCCCCUAUCAUCAGCACGGGAACGUUCAUCAUGGUCAUUCGGAUGCUAUCACUCAUGUGUGCAAACUGCCCGAGCCUGGCUGUUCAGCUCCUCAAACAAAAUAUUGCAGAAACGAUAAGUUACCUUCUGAUCGGUGCUUCAGACUCUUCAAAUCUAGAUAUUGAGCUUGUAUCAAGAAGCCCCCAGGAACUUUAUGAAAUAACCUCUCUCAUCAGUGAGCUGAUGCCAAGACUCCCCCGCGAUGGGUUGUUCUCCGUCGAUGCGUACCUCAAGAAGGUCCCCAAUCUGAUUACCGAGGCUGCUCUCUGGCAGUGGAGAGACGAUAGGGGGAUGUGGCAUCCUUAUACACGUAUUGAUAACAGGAUCGUUGAGGCCGCCCAUCAAGCAGGAGAAGAUGAAGUGACUCUAUCUACUUUGGGGCGAACCUACACAAUAGAUUUCAAUGCGAUGCAGCAGAUUAAUGAAGAUACCGGUACUGCUAGACCGGUCCAGAGAAGACCUAAUCCUGCAGCGGGAACUGGCUCAUCUUCAGCUUCAUCAGUGACUGCUCCUAAGGAAGAUGCUAGAGUAGUGUUCAUGAAGGAGGACGGUGAGCAGUCAGCUGCAUUCAUCAAAUCACUCUUUGCCGUUCUAUAUGAAGUCUACAGCUCCUCGGCUGGACCUGCAGUCAGGCAUAAGUGUUUGAAGGCCUUACUAAGAAUGGUGUUCUUUGGAAAACCAGAUCUUCUGAAAGACAUGCUGAAGAAUCAUGCUGUAUCCAGUCACAUAGCAGCGAUGCUAUCAUCACAAGAUCUCAAGGUUGUUGUAGGUGCCCUUCAGAUGGCCGAGAUACUGAUGCAGAAGCUCCCGGAUAUCUUCCACAUCUACUUCCGAAGAGAAGGUGUGAUGCAUCAAGUGAAGAACCUUGCCGAGGCUACCAUCACGGCCGACAGUUCCCCUCCAGUCAAAGACAAGUUCCCGGCCUCCAAGGUCACAGCUUCAGAUCCCUCCUCAUCGUCGUCCUCCACCCCAGCAUCAUCAGCCUCCUCCGCAUCCUCGGCAUCAUCUGCGUCAUCGGCGUCGUCAUCCGCAUCAUCCACACAUACCCCUUCACCCAGGGAUACAAUCAAUAUCAAUGUGGGCUUGGAUUCUGAUGGUGUGCCUCAAGGACGUCUUAGCGAUGCCUUGAAGCUGAAGCGGGCAACGAAGCGAGGUCCCGGUAGAAAGAGUAACCGCUACGCUAGCAACGACGACACGCCAUCCCAGGGAGGUCACGGCCACCAUUACGAUGCUAUUGACACACCACCUGGUAGACUAAGCGCAGUAUCGGUGCCAAUGCCUCCUUCAUCAAGAGCUGUAGGGGGCAGUGGUGGGGGCAGGACAGGGGUCAGCAAGGGCAAAGGAUCCACAGGCAAGAUGGUCAGUGGCUCUACCUCCUCACGUUCUUCCUUCCUAGCCAGCCUCAACCUCUCCCGCUGGGGAAGGGGUGCGUCCAACUCCCCUUCCUCGACCAACACCACCCAAAGCAAUACAGCCAUGGGUAGCGACCAUCACCACCACCACCACCACCAUCACCACCACCACCUGCACACCGCUGCGGGCCGGGAGAUGGGUCUGCAGAGGGGCGGAGCCGGGGGAGGGAUGGGGUACGGGUCGGAUAGGAUACUGGGACAUGGGAGUGAGAACCUGCUAGGGGUGCAGAAGGAUGCCAGCGGGUCGCAGAAGGAGAAGGUUCGAGCGUGGAUCAAGGAACAGGCCUCUCAAUUUAUAAGUCAGUACUUCAGCCAAACAGAUCACCAAGGGGAGUCACACCCGGCCCUCACAUUACUCAAUCAGCUCUGUACUAAUGCAGACAAACUUACACUAAAGGAUGAUGAAGGAAGUGAAAUGCUUGAGAGCAUUGCUCACAUUCUCACCAAUUCUGAUAUAUCUGCCUUUGAGAUCCUCCACAGCGGUCUAGUGGUCAAGCUCUUAGAAUACAUGACCAAUAAGAGUGACCACAAUCCCGUUCCAAGGGACCUGAGGCUGCAACGCUUUCUACAUAUAUUCCUGCAAUGUCCGGCUCCAGGCAGUCCUCCAUUCACAUCACUGGAGAUCCCAGAGAAUCCGCCUUUCACCUCGCUCGUCUCCAAGAUCAACGGCUGCAUCAACCAUCUGGAGCAGUUCCCGGUCAAAGUCCACGACCUGCCCGGCGCCGGGGGGUCAUCCGGUGGAACCAGGGGGUCGCAAGCCCUCAAGUUCUUCAACACGCACCAGCUGAAGUGCCAGCUGCAGAGACACCCGGACUGCGCCAACCUGAGACAGUGGAGGGGCGGACCGGUCAAGAUUGACCCUCUGGCCUUAGUGCAGGCCAUCGAGAGGUAUCUCAUGGUCAGGAACUAUGGACGGAUGAGACAGGAUGAGGAGGAUAGUGACGAUGACGCAUCUGAUGAUGAGAUCGAUGAAUCGGUUGCUACAGCUUUCUCAAGCUCCAACACCAACAUCAAGCACAAGCUUCAGUUCUUGAUCGGAGAGCAAGUUCUUCCAUAUAACAUGACGGUCUACCAGGCGAUCAAGCAGUUUGGUAGCGCUGCCAGCGCAUCAGAGGAGGACAGAGAUACGGAUGAUGAGAGUAACCCGUUGGGGCGGGCUGGUAUCUGGAUCAAAACACAUACUAUAUGGUACCGUCCCGUCCCAGAGGCUGGCUCAAUAUCCACUCAAAAGUCGUCGUCAUCAAAUAGCAGUACAACUACCACCACAACCACCACUAGGAAAGGCAAGGGAGGAAGCUCUUCCAAAUCAUCUUCUAAAGGAAGAAAGCAUGAUGAAUUAUGGAUGGAUGGUGUGUGUCCAGUAAUACAGAAAGAACUUGAUAAGUACCUACAUUGUAAUCUACCUGGUUCCGUCCCUAUCGAAGACCCUUCAUGUGCAGCUAUCACUCUUCUAAGAGUUCUCUAUGGUCUUAGUAGACAUUGGAAUAAUCUAUACCCGGGAGCUUUACCGCAGCAGGCGUUAGGUAGCAGUGAGUUUGUGAACAGCAAGCUGUCAGCGAAGGCUAACAGACAGUUACAGGAUCCCUUGGUGAUCAUGACUGGGAACCUACCGUCUUGGCUUAAUGCGGUCGCACAGGCAUGCCCGUUCCUACUGCCGUUCGACACUCGUCAGCUGCUAUUCUACACCACAGCGUUUGAUCGCGAUAGAGCCAUGCAAAGGCUGCAAGACAACAAUCCAGACAUGUCAACGUCCGAAAACAGCGAACGGGUCGCUCCUAGAUUGGACAGGAGGAAAAGAAGCGUAUCGAGAGCAGACUUGUUGCGACAAGCCGAGUCCGUCAUGGAGGACCUAGCAAACUCAAGAGCUGUCCUUGAAAUACAGUACGAGGAUGAGGUUGGUACUGGUCUUGGCCCCACCCUCGAGUUCUAUGCCUUGGUAUCGAGAGAGGUACAGCGAGCUGAUCUUGAUCUCUGGAGAGGAGAGUCUGUUCUUUUACCAGACCCUAAAGGCAAACAAGCUGGAGUGAAAUACAUCCACUCGCCCCAUGGCCUCUUCCCGUCACCAAUAGGACGCAAUGCCAAGGCUUCAGCAGUAGCCAAGAUAAAGUCCAAGUUUACCUUCAUGGGGCGAUUCAUUGCUAAGGCGCUUAUGGAUUCUAGAAUGAUUGACAUUCCACUCAGCCUGCCAUUCUACAAGUGGCUCCUGGGACAGGAGGCCACGUUGACCUCGGCAGACCUGCAGUACAUCGACCGUACCUUGGCCCGAUCCUUCCAGCAGCUUGAAGAGCUUGGUCAACAGAAACAGAGGCUGGUUGAUGACCCCUCCCAGACCGCUGCCAGUCUACAGCUAGCCCUAGAGUCACUGAGUAUAGAUGGUAGCCCAGUGGAAGAGCUUGGAUUAGACUUCACUCUGCCCGGUUACCCCAAUAUAGAACUUAAGAAAGGAGGCAAGGAUAUCGAUGUCACCAUUCAUAAUCUAGAUGAGUACCUCAAGCUUGUUGUACGUUGGACCCUGAAUGAAGGCGUAUCGAGGCAGUUUGAGGCCCUUAAAGAUGGUUUCCAAUCAGUGUUUCCUCUCUCUCAUCUACAAAGCUUCUACGGUGAAGAGUUGGAUCAGCUUUUCUGUGGGAAUCGAAGUGAACCGUGGGACAUCAAGACUUUAAUAGAAUGCUGCAGGCCUGACCAUGGCUAUACACACGAUAGUCGUGCUGUGAAGCUAUUAUUUGAGCUGAUGGCAUCGUAUACAGAUGGCCAACAGAGGGAGUUUCUUCAGUUUGUCACUGGCAGCCCCAAACUCCCUGUAGGAGGUUUCAGGUCUUUGAAUCCUCCUCUCACCAUCGUCAGGAAGAUGUUUGAAGGCUCCGAGGACCCGGACAAAUUCCUUCCCUCGGUGAUGACCUGUGUGAACUACCUAAAGCUACCUGACUAUAGCUCCAAAGAAGUCAUGGCGUCUAAGCUUUCUAUAGCCAUUCGAGAAGGACAACAGUCCUUCCAUUUAUCAUAACAAAGGCUCCUCGAGAGGAAAGGACUCUGUGACUAUCAUACCAAGAUGGAAGCUAGGUCUCUGUAAUCAGAGAGAACAAAUUCUUUUUGACUUAUCGCACCAAGAUGGACUCUAGGUCUUCUGUAAUCAUACAAGGAAUUCAAUGAGGUAAUGAUCUCUAUGAAGAUCGCACUAAGAUUGAUGGGUUUCUCUGUAAUCAUAUGAAGGAUCAAUUAGGGAAUGACCUUUGACUAUCACACCAAGAUAGGUGCUAGGUCUUCUGUGAUCGUACAAAGGAUUUAAUAAGGGAAGGCUCUCAGCGACUAUCACAUCAAGAUGAUGCUAGGUUCUUCUGUAAUUGGACAAAGGAUUCAAUAAGGGAAGGAUCUCACGUCUUAUCACAUCAAGAUGACGCUGGGUCUUCUGUAAUUGGACAAAGGAUUUAAUAAGGGAAGGCUCUCUGCGACCAUCACAUCAAGAUGACGCGAGGUUCUUCUGUAUUGGACAAAGGAUUUAUUCGCGUCUAUCGUACCAAGAUGGAUGCCAAGUCUUCUGUAAUCAUUCAAGGAGAAUAUUAUUUCUCUUUAACAGAAAUCAUCUAACAAGCGAAGGAUCUCUGUGACUUGCACACUAAGACAGGUGCUCCAGUAGGUCUGCUGUUGUAAUUCAAAGCAAAUGUCGUUCCUUGGUUCUGCAAAAGAUCUAACAAUUGGAGGAUCUGCCGAACUAUCACCAAGGUGGCUCCUAAGCUUCUGAAAUCAAAGAUAACAUUCCUUCCAUUAACAGACCCUUUAAGAGGGCACCUUUGACUAUCGCAUGAAGAUUGCUGUCUAGCGUUCUGUAGUCAUUUUCCAGGACACUGUCCCACUCAUUACAAAGCUCCUGGUAGGAUCCAUGUGGAGCUACUUGACCUAAUGUGGAGCCAGGGAAUUAACAGCUGAGACAAGGAUCCAGCAACCAGAGAAACCUUAUUAUUAAUGAGAAAAGAUGAAUAUCACCAUUGAUUUGAAUUACCGGUAUUGACCUUACAGAGCAAGCCAGAUGUAUUCUUUUCUCUGAAUAGAAACAUGUUCCCAUAUACCAUAUAAAUAUCUGAAUGUAACGUCAGAUUUAUUCCUCCAUUCAUUUAUUCGUAGGGUGUAUUCGUCCCAUGCAUCCCUUUAACAAAAUGGGGCAUGCCAUCAUUAAGGAGCUGUACAGUAUGUUGCAAGAAUUGCCAGAAACUGGAUUUCUGCAUCCAUGCUAGAGCAGAGUUUAUAUCAGCUCAUACAGGAAAUAUUACCUUCCUAAUGACCCUCGAGCUACUACUGUAAUAUCGCAUUUGACAUUGCAAUCAACGCUCAUUGGAGUUAGUCUUCAGAAACUGAAAACUUUUUAUGAUUUUAUAGGAAUACUUGCUCUGAAAUUUGUAGGUUGAUCUUUGUUUCUCUUCUCUUUUUUUCCCCUUUACUAUUUACAGUCACAUCUGGAUCCAGGGGAUAGUUUGUAAUUAUAAUUUAUAUCAAUAAUUAUAUUAAGAAUAUGAUUGUAUCAUUGUUUAGUUAAUCUUGCUUUUUAAGAUGAACCUUAUACUUAUAAGUAGUGCAAGUAACGUGCUACACACGUUGAGAAGUAUCGGUGGGUUUUAUUAUAUAGGAAGAAUGCCAACAUUAUUUAUAUCAAGGUAGAUGUGUUGUGGCUCAGUGGUCGAGUCUCCAGACUUUGAACUGCAUGGUCUUGGGUUCAAAUCCCACUGCAGCACUGGUGUCCUUCGGCAAGCCAUUUAUCCACUAUACGUUUGUCACUCGCCACCCAGGUGUAGAAAAAUGGGUAACUGGUAGUAAGAAAUUCCUAGAAUGCUAUAGCUGGGUAGUGAGUAGUAAUGUGCGGCACUAAGAAACAUUUGGAUUUACCACUGUCGAUGUUGCAUAUGAUUAUUACGAUUACUGUUUUGCAUAUUAAGGUCUUAUUCAUUUAAAGCAAAAUAUGUAUAUUAUUACACCAAAGAUUUAAAUUGCAAUGUAACUUUCGUGCACUCAAACUAGUUCACAUUUAUUUCUAUUAUUGUGUACGAAGCUUGGGUGCUUUGGUUUUUCAUGUAAAGUGGUAUAAGCCUCCAUUGUCCAUGAUACACUUCUAGCAUUAGAAAGUUGGACUUAUAUUUUUGAGGCUUGACCAAGCCUGUAUGGAUAAUCAAACUGAAUUUACAGGUAAUUCUGCCCAAAUCCAAUCCCCUGGUACCACAGGGCCACAUCUUACAGAGAGUUACGAUUGAUCCAAUCAAUCUCAACUCUAUGGAAAUCCAUCCAUACCACAAUUUUUUCUAUAGGAAAUUGGGGCAAUCUCCUUUACAAACAAAGAGAAUCACACUGAAUCUUCAAGCGAAGGAUGAAUAUAUGAAUGUAUUUCAUAUCUAGUAAUUAUUUUGAUCAAAUUUGCACUUUUGAUGUUAAUAUUGCUGGCCGUCCAUAGUUGUGGAUGAUCAGGUCAAUCGCAACUCUUUGUAAGAUGGGGCCCUGUUAAGCAUUGAGACCUGUAACACAAUAGCUUAUUGAUCAGACAGUUGGUGUGUACAAGUAUGAUUGAUUGCAAAUAACGGUCAAUGUAAUAAAUCAUAAAUAUCAGACCUCGGAUCAAGUACUCAAAUAUCUGCAGGGCAAUAUUUUACUUUUUGAAUUUGAUUAGCAUUUCUGGUUGUAAGAGAAAAAGCUUUCAAUUGUGUUCUGUGCAGUCCUAUGUAUAAAAAAAAUUUGCUGCCUAAAAGAAAUAUUGUGUAGCAGUCAUGAAAAAAAUGAGCGAAUUGCGUGGCGAUACCAGGAAAAUUAUUCCCUGAUUUAUGCCGGGACCUGGAAACAAUUUGACUGUAUUACCCACUCGUAACAUCCAUGCAAGUUAAGAUCAUUUGGAAAUUGGUUGCAGAGCUCAUUGAAGAUAACAGCACAGAAAAAGAUCAUUGCCUAAAGGAGAUUUUGUGUUAUGAAUAAAAAUGUGGAGCGAA